UGCCCUGGAUUGUGCCGAACACCACGAAGUACUAAAUGCGCCACAACUUUAGCUCUCGAAGCUUACAACCGCACAACCGACCUGGAAGUGCGCUCAAGGCCAUGAAGCUGGUCACCACGACAACCCAAUAACUGUGUGGACAUUUUGCUACGAUUAAUCGAAAAGACAAUGGCUCUGGUGCUUUCGCCGCCCAAGCUUGUUCUGCUCGCCGUGCACUUCGCGGUCAAGGCUGACAUCGACAGCUUGACGGCCCUCGCUGCCCGCCAUGGCACCCUCCUCCGCAAAGACCUGCUGCUGCGCAUCGCCCUCACCUAUCUCCCCGAGACCCUGCUAUCGCAAGCUUACGUCGGCUUUAUCGAGCAGCUCGAGACGGGCGCGUUUCCAGACACAAUUGCCCAAGACAUCGACUGUUCGGCUGUCGACGCUCUGACCGACCCGCAGGCCACCAAGAAGCUCCGGAAGCUUCGCCUACUCCCCUUGGCCUUCCAGGACGCCCCUGAAGAAGCUGCCGACGAUUAUACUACACUUUUUCUCCUGCGAAGGUCGUACAGGGUAGAUGAGGAGGCGGGCCUGUUGGACGAGCUCCCCACCCUGCUGAUGCCCUUCCUCGACCACUCGCCCUACAUUCGAACUUUGAUGGUGUCUAUCAUUUUGCCGUUACUGAGGCGAAAUUGCGAGUACCACCCGCAAGAUCCCAUCGCAUAUACCCUCUUAGGCUUUGAACAGCUACCGGACCGCGUUGCUGUGAAUCUCCUCCUGUCGCAAACAGGUGUCCGCGAGGCAGAUCUUGCCCUAGUGGGCCGUGAUCUAAAAGGUCUCAUUGGCCCUUGGCUUUUUAACGAAAGAAGGUGGAAAGACAGGAAAGAGAAACUGGGCGACCCCAGCGGGCCCGAGCUACUAGAGGAGGACGAGACAGACGUGGGACUCUUUCCAGGGUGGGAACAAGUCCUGCAGUGGCUCACAGCGCAGGCGUCGAAGACGUGGAAGGUCGCCGUAAGCGCCGUUGAGCAGUGGGAUGGCCCGGGCGACGUCGACCUUGGCGGUUGGGGCGUGAUAUGGCUGGGAGACGAGGAGCAGGACCAUCUAGAGAGAGGUUACGCGCGGGCCGCGCUGGCGUCUGCCUACCUCAUCCCCGAGGCUUCAGCGGAAGCGCUCGAAGGAGCGUACCGUAUUGUCGCCAAGAUUGCGGGCCUGCUCGACCAGGACCCCUUGCCCCCAAUGACAACGGCAUUGGCAAUACUGCCACCUCUGGCAGAUCAGAUUACCAGCACCAUCCAGUCGGCCAAGAAUGCGACAUAUAUGCGCAACGAUCUCCUAGGUGCAUCAAACAUACUGACCUCGCCAAAUAAAUACUCUGUAGCUUUCUUACAAGCAAUCAUCCUGAGCGCCGCCCUUCUCGCAAAACUUGGCUCCCCAUGCACGGUGAGGAGGGCUGGCGAGCUCGCCUUGCUCCAGGACGAGCGGGAGCAAAAGGCCGAGGCUACCAAGCUCAUUCACGCGCUUGGGAACAACGGCCCCAAGACAGACGACAAGUUCUGGAUCAAGACUAGGAAUGAAAUAUUAUGGCUUCGGGAUUGGGGGGCCGAUGACGUCUCGUCUUCCCAAGAACCUCUUUCAAGCGGGGUCUUCAGCCAGCUCAAGAAGGAGUUCCUAGAGGUCGAGAUUCUAAAAGUCCUGCUCUCUAAUACGCGUUACACACUGGCGCGGUCUAUAUAUGAAGACCCCCUAGACAAACCCCUGGCACAAGGGCUCCUCCAAGACACCAUUUUCGCCACCGCAAUGAUUGCAUAUGAUAAUGCUUCCAAUCCCAAUCGUGCUCGUGGUGGGCUGAAGAAGUGUGAUGACAUAAUCAAAGCAUUUCCAAAGACUGUAGACAAGUCCAUGGUUGCAGCGCAAAGAUUGGAGGCUCUGCUUCAAGCAACCCACGCGUUAAGCGAGUACCGUCUUGUGCUCAAGCAAGGCGAGCCAUUCACCCCCAUCGUGCUACGGGUCCACACGGAUCCCAUCUCUAUCGUCGGCAAGAUCCUAGAGCAGAACCCAAAGAGCUACACGAGGAUCCAGGAUCUUGUCAAUCUUGGACACCGCAUCGCCCAAGCCGGUCUGACAGCUCACGGCAAAGCCGGUCACAGUACCGGUACGCCGGAGACAGAGGCGGCUGAUUGUUUGACUGCCGAAAGUCGCAUCACCGCCAUGUGCAUAGAUGCCGCACUGACAGAGGACGAUUUUGAGACCGCAUACUCAUACGUCAUCAACCGUCUAGACUCGGCAGCAACAAACGCAGCGGCGAGGCAGCCAGUGAGUAAAGUACCACAGCUGGUCAUCGCAGACGAUUUCUCUUGGAAAGCAGCUCUGCAGGCCGGCAAGUACCGCCGGACGGCCCGUACGCUCCGACCUACACACCUUGGCACAACGAGCGCAAACCGGGAAAUCCGCCACCUGGAGCAGCGCAUUGAGUGCCUGGCCACCGCUCUGCGCAUCGCCCCCGCGCCUACCCUGCAGGAGAUCCUCAACGCCUUCCGCCGCGCCGAGGAGGAACUCGACGCGGCCGUCAAGGCCGAGGCCGAGCAGGAGGACGCCUGGGAUACGGCGGGCGACAGCAUCAACACCCUUGGGCUGCCGGGCGGGUUCAGCUCGUCGCCGUCUUCGUCCAAGCCUAGCCAUGCGUCGACGACGACGAAGCAUGCCCCGUCGUCUCGCCGUAACCAGGUCGAGGAGGCGCCCAUGUCGCUGUUCGAUCUGUCGCGGGCGAGCGUCAUGUCGGCGCAGAAGAACCUCUCGGCCCUGUCGAGUCUGCAGCGCUCUGCUGGGCCCGGUGCGAGGGGUGUUAGCGGUGGUGAGUUGAACGCCAGCGCAAGUAGCGACGGCGAAGACGGGCCGCAGAAGGGGGAGCAGAAGAGAGCCCGCAAGCGAGACCAGCUCAGGGAGGCGGCCAUGGGGACUUUGGUGUCCGGCGUGGGCUGGCUGAUCAAUGCGCCGAGCAAUGAGCGGGAGUGAGGUGUUCUUUUUGAUAGGCCAUUGAUUGGUUGAUGAUCGAAGUCGAUAUUUGUAGCAAGGCUGUAUUUACUUAUAUAUCCCCCAAUACCUUGCUCGUCCCUGAAUAGGUAGAGCGUUGUUCGGUCGUAUUGGAACGAUGAUGAACGGCAGCUAGACACGAGUAAUGGCCAUUAUAAUACAUGCCAGCCUGCCUGUCAUAAUCACCACAAUUCCCCCCCCCAUCCCCUUCGAAUGUUUCUUUCGUAUUUUGAUCUGAUCUCACAUAUAUUUUCUUUCGUCCACUCUAGGAGCGACUUCCACAGUUAGAUCUAUUACCAAGGAAAAUGGCUUAUAUCCAUCACUAUGCACACCUUAAAAUGAACACAAAUUAAGCAUUU
Molecule: messenger RNA, 3371 nt
Organism: Lasiosphaeria miniovina
Lineage: Eukaryota; Fungi; Ascomycota; Sordariomycetes; Sordariales; Lasiosphaeriaceae
Product: Sec39 domain-containing protein
Exons: 3
Coding region: 169-2994 (941 amino acids)
Biological process (GO): retrograde vesicle-mediated transport, Golgi to endoplasmic reticulum
Source: RefSeq, a predicted model, not a curated record